This is a messenger RNA of Eruca vesicaria subsp. sativa (arugula), 3693 nucleotides long. The record is from the annotation of a GenBank genome assembly. NCBI's taxonomy places the organism in Eukaryota, Viridiplantae, Streptophyta, Magnoliopsida, Brassicales, Brassicaceae.
AUGUCUCUGUUAAGUAGGUUCUUCUACAAGAGACCACCAGAUGGGUUGCUUGAGUUUACCGAUAGAGUUUACGUGUUCGAUUCAUGUUUUUGCAUGCAAGUCUUACCGGAUGACUUAUACCAAAUAUUCCUUCACCAAGUCAUCAAUGAUUUACACGAACACUCCCCCGAAUCAUCUUUUCUAGCAUUCAAUUUCCGAGAAGGGGACAAAAGAAGCGUCUUCGCUGAAGCCCUCUGUGAAUACGAUGUCACCGUCCUUGAGUAUCCAAGGCAAUACGAAGGCUGCCCUUUGCUUCCUUUAUCAUUAAUCCAGCAUUUCCUCCGUGUCUGUGAGAGCUGGCUUUCUCGUGGAGAUGUUAUUCUUCUUCACUGUGAAAGAGGAGGAUGGCCUCUUCUGGCUUUUAUCCUAGCUAGUUUCUUGAUUUUCAGGAAAGUUCACAGUGGUGAGCGAAGGACUCUCGAGAUUGUGCUCCGUGAGGCUCCCAAGGGUCUCUUGCAGCUGCUCUCCCCCUUGAAUCCUUUCCCUUCUCAGCUUCGUUAUCUUCAGUAUGUAGCGAGGAGGAACAUCAAUCCUGAGUGGCCACCUCCUGAAAGAGCGCUUUCUUUGGAUUGUGUGAUUAUUCGGGGUAUUCCAAAUUUUGACUCCCAAUAUGGAUGCAGACCUGUUAUACGUAUCUUUGGGAGAAGCGUUAGUAGCAGAACUGGUGUUUCCACGGAGAUGCUAUAUUCUAUGUCCAAUAAGGAUAAACCCCUUCGGCAUUACCGACAGGCAGAAUGUGAGGUGAUCAAAAUUGACAUCCAGUGCUGGGUGCAAGGAGAUGUUGUACUGGAGUGUGUGCAUAUGGAUUUAGAACCAGUACGAGAGGUUAUGAUGUUUCGUGUGAUGUUCAAUACUGCAUUUAUCAGGUCCAACAUACUAAUUCUGAACCCUGACGACUUGGAUAUUCUUUGGGAGGCCAAGAAUCAUUAUCCAAAAGGGUUUCGAGCAGAGGUUUUGUUUGGAGAAGUUGAGAAUGUUUCGCCUCAGAAAGUUCCAACCCCAAUAGUAAAUGGUAAUGAGAUUGGUGGCUUGCCCAUAGAAGCUUUUGCUAAAGUUCAAGAACUUUUUAGUGGUGUGGAUUUGGCUGAAAAUGGAGACGAUGCUGCUUUUUGGUUGCUCAAACAACUUGCUGCCAUAAAUGAUGCAAAAGAGUUUACAAGAUUUCGGAACAAAGGGAGUUUUUAUUUUAAUUCUCCUGACUCUGAAGAGGAGACCAACACAUCUAGUGCCGCUGAUAGUUCAGAUGAAGGAUUUGAUGCCAGUCAUAGACCUCGAAUUUCUCUAUCUUUUGAUAAUGUUGAGACAGAAGACAUGUCUUUAUCUUUGGCUCCUGAAUCUUCAGAGGAACCUCAUGUAUUCCCUCGUCGUCAACAGCAAGAAGUUUCAGCGAAGCAAAGUGUCCACCCUUCGACUCUUCCAACUUCUGGCACACUUUUGCCUCCACCUCCUCCCCCUCCCCCUCCUUUUCCUGUGAACAAAGUUACAAGCAUAGGCUCGUUUUCACCCUCACCUCCACCACCACCACCACCUCCUCCACCUUUCUCUAGAAGCAUUUCUCCACCUUCAGCUCCACCACCACCACCACUCCCACCACCUUCGUUUGGGAGCACAAGAAAUAAACUUCAGGCGCAACCACCUCCCUCUCCUCCUCCUCCUCCUCCUCCUCCUCCUCCUCCUCCUCCUAUCCAUGCAUCUUCGAAUAAAUGUGUACCGUCACCACCACCACCACCUACAUCUCAUUCUGGUCUUUCUAAUGUUGGCCCACCUUCGGCACCCCCAUCACCUCCACCUCCGCCUCCUAAAGCUAAUCUUUCAAAUGUCCCCAUGCCACCUCCGCCACCUCCAAUUCCUUCUUCAUCUGCAAAGUUGGGUGCUCCCCCUCCGCCUCCACCUCCACCACCACCACAUCUUUCUUCACCUGCAAAGUUGGGUGCUCCUCCUCCGCCUCCACCACCACCAUUUCCUCCUUCAUCUGCAAAGUUGGGUGCUCCUCCGCCUCCACCACCACCACAACGUCCUCCUUCAUCUGCAAAGUUGGGUGCUCCCCUUCCGCCUCCACCACCACCACAACGUCCUCCUUCAUCUGCAAAGUUGGGUGCUCCCCCUCCGCCUCCACCACCACCACGUCCUCUUUCAUCUGAAAAGUUGGGUACUCCCUCUCCCUCUCCGCCUCCACCACCACCACUUCCUCCUUCAUCUACAAAGUUGGGUGCUCCCCCUCCGCCACAUCUAUCCAAGACCCGUGCUCCCCCUCCACCACCUCUAUCCAAGACCCAUGCUCCUCCUCCGCCACCUCUAACCAAGGCCCCUACUCCUCCUCCGCCAGCAUUGGGUCAUGUUACAAGUAGUGGCCCACCAACAUUGGGAGCAAAAGGUUCAAAUGCACCGCCUCCACCUCCAGGAAGGGGCAGAGCUUCCUCGGGACUUGGAAGAGGCCGAGGUGUGAGUGUGCCUACUGCUGCACCUAAGAAAACCAUGCUAAAGCCUUUGCAUUGGUCUAAAGUUACUCGGGCAGCAAUAGGUAGUUUGUGGGCUGAUACUCAGAAACAGGAAAAUCAACCACGUGCUCCUGAAAUAGAUAUAUCAGAGCUCGAGAGUCUUUUUUCUGCAGUUUCUGAUACCACUGCUAAGAAAAGCACAGGUCGCCGUUCGAGUAUCAGCAAACCUGAGAAAGUUCAACUGGUUGACCUGCGAAGAGCAAAUAACUGUGAAAUAAUGCUUACGAAAAUAAAGAUUCCUCUACCAGAAAUGCUUAGCGCAGUUCUAGCCUUAGAUUCUUCAGUUCUGGACAUCGACCAGGUUGAAAACCUCAUCAAGUUUUGUCCGACGAAAGAAGAAAUCGAAUUGUUAAGGAAUUAUUCUGGUGACAAAGAAAUGCUUGGGAAGUGUGAACAGUUUUUCAUGGAACUAAUGAAGGUUCCACGAAUAGAAGCAAAGUUACGAGUGUUUGGCUUCAAGAUUACCUUUGCUUCUCAGGCGGAAGACUUAAAAAGCUGCCUUAAUAUAAUAAACGCUGCUACUAAAGAGGUGAAGGAGUCUGCAAAGUUGCGUCAGAUUAUGCAAACAAUUUUAACACUGGGAAAUGCUCUAAAUCAGGGAACUGCAAGAGGGUCUGCUGUGGGUUUCAAACUGGAUAGUCUUCUUAAAUUAUCUGAUACUCGUGCAAGAAAUAACAAAAUGACUUUGAUGCAUUACUUAUGCAAGCUUGUUGGUGAAAAAAUGCCAGAGUUGCUGGAUUUUGCUAAUGACCUUGUUCACUUGGAAGCUGCCUCGAAGAUUGAAUUGAAAACGUUGGCUGAAGAAAUGCAGGCGGCUGAUAAAGGUCUUAAAAAGGUUGAGCAAGAACUCAUAGCUUCAGAAAACGAUGGUGCAAUAUCUCUGGGCUUCCGCAAGGUCUUGAAGGAGUUUCUUGACAUCGCUGAAGCAGAAGUGAGGUUACUUGCCUCCUUGUAUAAAGAAUCGGGAGGAAAUGCAGAUUCCUUGUGCCAGUACUUCGGUGAGGAUCCAGCUCGGUGUCCUUUCGAACAAGUGACCAAGAUUCUGACUCUUUUCGUGAAAACGUUCAUCAAAUCUCGAGAGGAGAAUGAAAAACAAGCCGAGGCUGACAAGAAGAAGGUGGAGAAAGAUGCAACUAAAGAGACGCCAUUGGCAUAG